Molecule: messenger RNA, 2714 nt
Organism: Cyprinodon variegatus (sheepshead minnow)
Lineage: Eukaryota; Metazoa; Chordata; Actinopteri; Cyprinodontiformes; Cyprinodontidae
Gene: pgfa
Product: vascular endothelial growth factor A-like
Exons: 6
Coding region: 43-513 (156 amino acids)
Biological process (GO): vascular endothelial growth factor signaling pathway; positive regulation of protein phosphorylation; induction of positive chemotaxis
Cellular component (GO): membrane
Molecular function (GO): chemoattractant activity; vascular endothelial growth factor receptor binding; growth factor activity
Source: RefSeq, a predicted model, not a curated record
CUGUCUGGGAGAGAGGAGAGAGUAAACUUAUCCUCUGUAAGCAUGCAAAGCAUCAGUGACACCAUGUGCCUCCCCUUAGUUUUUCUGCUGCUGGUUCCUGUGCAAAUGACAAACAUUAUGGACAAUGAAAGGCCGAGGGUGGUUAGAAAACUGGAGGUGCUAACAAAGGCUGAGUGCAAACCAGUUGAGAAGCUUGUGAAUUUGAAGGAGAAGUUGUCUGAUUACGUAAAUCACAUCUACGUACCUUCAUGUGUCCCACUGUUUCACUGCUCUGGCUGUGCUGCUGAUGAGGCUUUGGAGUGCUAUCCAACAGCAGAACGCAACGUCACCAUAGAGGUAGAACGGUCUCGUCAGUUAAUAAACAUCACCUUUGUGGAGCAUCAGGCAUGUGGAUUUAGGAAGAUAGAGAAAUAUAAAAACAAUACAACACAAGGAGGGACAAGUGCACCAGGGACAGACGUUCAAAGGAUAAAGCUCAGAAGGAAAAGAAGAAAAUGUAAAAAGUCAAACUGAAUUUUCUCUUCUGUUGAAGAGGUGUUUUAAAGUGCAAAUUUAAAGUUGCAUCUAUCAUUUUUUUUCUUACUCUUUGCCUGAUAAGAAUAAAGAAAAGAUUAAAUGUUAUGAUAAAAUAGAAUUGUCUACCAUAUUGCUUAUCUCCUCUGUAGACCUUCAGUCCAAAAGGCUGCUGGUGAGCCAUUUCUGGAAGGUCACAGAAAGUUUGAUAGUCUAAACCAAGGAAGAAAUAACUAAAAACAUUUUUGCAGCAGAUGAUGAGAUAUUUCAGGGUUUUGUCCUGAGGGGUAACUUGAUUUUUGCAUACUUUCUGUUUUUUCUUUAGCAAUCAAGCAAAGGUCCAUGUGUUUUCUGUAAAGUGAUUCUUUCUAUUUGACAUUCCUGCUGUUUGUGAGGCCAGAAAAUAAACUUUUUUGUGAUAUCUGAUUUCCAUGAUCCAGGAACCACAUGCAGGAUUUAGAAGACAGCAAUCAAUACAAUAAGUACAACAAAUUUAUAAUAUCAGCAGCUACUAAACAUAAAAAGUAAAGGAUAUGCCACCAGCAUAAAUGAUGGGACUUCCCAUAAUAUUUGGCUACAUGUUCCUCUUGCAGCUUGCAUUUAGUAGAGCAUUCUUCAGCUUUAAAAACCUCUUCCUGUCAUUGUGGCUAAGUGGUUUAAUCUGCGCUUCUUCUGAGAAAACUUUUCCCAAAAAAAGACUUUUGGGUUAACUAAGUGGGUCACUGAACAUUUUGGUCAAGUUAUCGGAAAUACAAUGUGGAGAGCACUGAAAGAGAGGAACUACUUGCUCAUUAGGAACUACUUUUUAAGAAAAAAACUGUAGGUAAUAGAUUGAUUUAUUCAUUGAUUCAUUGACUUUAUUGAUCUCACAAUGGAGAAAUGUACUUAUUACAUCGGCUCAAUGGUCAGAUUGGCAAGAGUGCAGAAAAAUACCAAUCCUCCUUAUUAGAGUAUAUUCAAAAGUAGCUAUUAAAUUACUUAUUGUUUCACAUUCAAACAGAAUAAUCACACAAAGUGACACUUUAAUAAGAAGUCCUUUUGUGUGAUCAUUCUUAUCAACAGGCUGCAAGAAAACCAGUGUAAGGGGAAUAAGGCCAUCCAUGUUGGCCUCUAAAUGAUGUCGGCGUCAAGAUCCUGUUUAGCUUAAAUUAAAGGUAUAGUGAAGGAUUUUCGCGUGAUUAAAAAAAAAAAGCACUUGCAAAACCCUGUGCCCGCCUAUUACCGUAAACGUGUAUGAGAGCGUGCACGAGCCCAUUUAUCUCCAUGCACUCUCUGUUUAAAAAUUGCUGUUUGCAUUGCUCAUGCAAGCUUACUUUCCAAAAGAAGAUUUGCAAUUUUUCCACUGUCAGCUUCACAACAAGUAAGUGAAAAUGGGGAUGAGCACUUAGGAUGGCUUGACGUAAACAUAUCACCAGCAUGAUCGAUAAUUAGGAGGACCUCAUAUUUAGAUGAUCCACCCGGAAAAAGAACAUUCUCCACUAUACCGUUAAGUCUAAAAGAAACAAGACUGAUUAAACAUGCAGUGUAAUAUUCUCCAAUGAGCAGAGCUAGUGUGUGAUAAACACUCAAAUAAAACAUGUGUUUUCUGGUAUUUUUAGCCAGCUUCAUACUGUAACCAUUGUUAUGAAAUUCUCCAUUGUCAAGAAGAUCAGAUUGCAGCCUUUUGUUGGUAAGUGGCCUAAAUAGAUACUAUCUGCAUCUGUCUUACUAUGUGGGGAACAAGAGGGAAUCAGUGAAAUCUUGAUCGACAGCUUGCAGCACUGCCUUUAGGGUAAUAUGAGCUUCUCUGCUUCAAAAAGAGGAAUACGGCAGCAGAGAGCGCGACAUGCGUUUUUCAAAUCACUUCAACUAGAAGUUGCCUAUUUUGGGGUUCAGUUCACUGACAGAGUAGUGUUGCUUUCAACAGUCUGCUGGUUUGCAAGAAAGCAUGUCCUCCAUUCUCCUACUAUAUUUUUCAUCUAUGUUUUUGUUCGCUCUACCUAGAGUGGUUAAUGUCUUGCAGUCAUCAAACCAAGAAGGCAUUUUUUUCUUCUGCAAAAUUCCUGUUUUUAUUAAUUAAAGGAAAUGGAUCAGAUUUUGAUCCUGGCACUAUUUGUUUUGAAACAAAGUCUGCUCAGUUUUUACCUGCUUUUAUUUAAGAUUUUGACAAUGUACAUAAAUAAAAUCACCUUUAAUACAGAGGUAUCUUGAUUAAAGCAACA